Molecule: messenger RNA, 3168 nt
Organism: Paramecium pentaurelia
Lineage: Eukaryota; Ciliophora; Oligohymenophorea; Peniculida; Parameciidae
Source: the annotation of a GenBank genome assembly
AUGAACCCAAAAGAUUUCUUUGAGAUCACACAUUACUCAUUAUAAGAGAUUUAAUAAAUUCCACCUUUCAAAAACAAUCUAAGCACAUUCAAUAAAUAAACUUAUUCUGUCUCAUCAGCUUAGACAGGUAAACCUCAUUCUUUAAGCAAAUUAAUCAAUGAACCUAUUUAUUUUAUAAAUGAUGGACAUUUGUAUUUAGUAGGUCGUAAAGAAAUUUAGUAAGGCAAAACUUAUGUUGGAUAUUCAGUCUAAUAUUUGACACUAAUUAAAUACAAAGGUUUAUAUGAAAUGGAUUCUAUAACAAUUGAUGUAUUUACUAAAUUGUAUAACUAUUUAGACAAAUCUAGAGUCCUUAAAAAAGAAUAAAACAUAUCGUUAAUUAUCUUCAUCAUAAUUUGAGAGAGUAAAAGAUGGAUAGGAAUUACUGAUUUUUAAUGAAAGUAAAUUAGAAGAAUAGGAUGAAUAUUCUUUAAGUUAUCUUCUAAAUUACAAGAUUCAAAAUUAAGCAUAACUAGUGUAAAAUAUCUUUUAUAAUAAUUCAAUAGUCCAGAAAUAUUACGCUUAGAAAAAAAAUAACAACAUACUUUUAAAGCAUUUCAACCUUUUGAGUCCCAUUAUUCAAUGGUUAGUGAGAAUGUAAAUUAUAAAUAUAUAUUAAUUAGUUUCCUGAAGUUUUUCUUGAGUAUUAAUGUUUAAAUGUAUCAUCUUAACCUUUAGAAAUGAAAAAUAUUGAAUUUAAAGUUGAAAAUAUCAUGUCUAUUAAGAAAUUGGUAUAUAUCUCUUAUAAUUUAUUUAUUUAGAAAGAUUAUUAAUUACCAAUUGUGUUGGCUUAGGAUGAAUGUGUGAAAAUAAUUUAUCGUAUUUUAAUAGAAACAUCAGAUUUAAAAGCUAUUUAUACAGUAUUGACUUAAAAGAGUAUUUCUAAUUUCUUAUUUAUUUUAUAGAGGAUUUGACUGAAUAUGAUUUGAGAUUGGGAUAAAUUCAUUUAGAAUGGGGUACUUGUGGUAAUUAUUAUGGAACCCAAAAGACUUGUUUGGUUAGAAUUUAUCCAAUUAAUCUAAGACCUUCAAGAUCAAUUUAAAUUGAAAAAGAAGUUAUAACAACAAUAGAAAUUGAUAUUGAAUUAGGAAUCCUAUUUGAUGUUCCUUAAAUUGAUUUGGCUAUUAAAUUAGAAGAAUUAGAAAUGAAAGCUAUCAAAAUUGUAGGAAUGAGUUAAAUGGUAAAUAUUUAUAAUUAAUAAUAGAAAUUAAAUUAUCCUCCAGGAUUGAGAACAAGAAGAAUUAAAUUAGAUGUAGUAGCUUAUAAUUGUGGAGUUCAUUAAAUAAAAGGAAUAAAGUUAUAUGAUCCAAAAACUAUGAAAAAUAUUUCAUAUAAAAAUUUUCUUUCAGUUUUUGUGGUAAAUAAACAGCAAAAUUAAAGAGCCUAAUAAUAAUAAUAAAUAAAUGCUUAAGAAGUAAACUUAUUGGAUUUAGAUAUAAAUUAAUCUAAAAAAGUGGAAGAUUAGAAUUUGUUAGAUUUAAUUUGAUAAUUAAGAAUAUAAUUUAUAAUUAUUUUCAUAAAGCACAAAACAUCAACUUACAUCAAUGACUGAAGAAAUAUAUGAAUAAGUACAAUUAGAGAAACUAAGAAUGUCAGAAUCAAAAAAGGUUGAUGAUUAACAAAGUAUUCAAAUGAGAAAAUUGGUUUCAAAUACUGAGAAUAAUAGUAAUCACAAUCAUGAACCUCUUUUUUCAUUUGAUCAAUUACUAUCUCGUAUAGGAUUUGGAUCUUAUUAAUUAUGGAUUUACUUAAUCAUGGGAUUAUUGGGUGUAACAGAAGGUGCUUAAAUUACUCUGUUUACAUUAAUGAUACCUAUUCUUAAGAACUAAUGGAAUGUUCCUGACUCAUUAAAUUCCCUUCAAGCAAGUUUUGUUUUCGUAGGGUUUUUAGCUGGUUCUAUGAUGUCAGGAUAAUUUUCGGAUCGUUUUGGUAGACGUGGUCCCUUUCUAUAUAGUUCAUUUUUCACUUGUUUAGUUACUUUGGCAACAAUUUUAUGUUAGGAUAUAUACUAAUUAUUAUUUGUAAGAGGUAUAAUGGGAGUUUUAGUUGGAUUCUUUUCACCUUGUGGAGUAACAAUGUUAUCAGAGAUUACUUAGAUAGAAGUAAGAGGUAGAUAUAUGAGUCUUAUUACAUUGACUUUUUCAUUAGGUUAAUUAUUUGCAUUAUGGGUUGCUUCAUUCUUUUUAAUUAAUUUUGAUGAUGUAUAAAUUUAAUAAUGAAAUAAAGGGUAAUUGGAGAGCAAUGACAUUUUAUUGUGCAAUUCCUGGAAUAUUGGCUUGGUUUUUAUGUGUAUUGAAAUUGUAAGAAUCAGCUAGAUUUGAAUUAUUAACAGGUAAAAAGGAAGAAGCAUUUGAGAUUAUUUAAUAAAUGAGUAAAUUAAAUAAUUCUGAAUUUAUAUUGACAGAUGAUAUAAAAUAAUAAUUGAUAAAUUGGGCUAAUAUGAUGAAUAAGAUAGCUAAAUAAUAAGAAAAUGUAAAUUAAAAUAAUAAUAUAAUAGGCAUCAAUAUCAUCAUUAUUUGAUAAAGAGAAAUGGUUUGUAACUUGUUUAGUUUGGUUUAAUUGGUUCACACUUUCAUUUAUAUAUUAUGGAAUAGUUAUGAUGUUACCUACAUUUUUAUAAGGUCUUAAUUUAGGAGAUUCUUAUUUAGCAGUUCAUAAAUUAUUAUAAUUAGUGAUAUCAUCUAUAAGUGAUAUAAUAGGAGCAGCAGCAGCUUCAAUUAUAAUUGAUAUAAAAUAUUUGGGAAGAAAGAAUUCAUUAAUUUUAUUCUUUUUUAUUUAAGCAUUAAGUUGUGUAGCUGCUUAUUUUGAUGAUCCAAGUAGAUUUAUGUUAUGGACAAAUUUUUGUAAAUUCUUUUUAUCUAUGACAUUUAUUUUUUCCUUUUAAUAUACAGCUGAAGUUUAUUCAACUAAAAUUCGUACAACAGGAGUUGGAAUGGCAAAUGGAAUAGGGAGAUUAGGUGGAGUAAUAAUGCCAUGGAUAUGUCUUUAUUUAUCAUCUAUAGAUUUGUUAAGUCCAUUUUUAUUAUUUACAGGUAUAUUAUUUAUAUUAUUAAUAUAGUCAUUUCAUUUAUGACAAGUCUCACUAAUUGUUUUUUACCUUAUGAUACACUAGGCAAAGAAAUUGAAUGA